AUGCAUCGCUUCUCGCGUUCUCGUGGAGAAUCUCAAGAGCCUGAACGCAACGAAGCACCCGCCCCCUCGACACGUAGUCUAUCUCUCCUCUUCCCACCUAGAGAGUCCUAUGACCGUGCCAACAAGAGCACAAAGACUUCUCAAACACCAACUGAGCCUCUGUACGAUCAGGACACGACCAUCACAUUUCCGCUCUCGCUGGACGAUGAGCCUAGGAUAAUAAUUGCACAAGAUGACACCGGUGUCUCAAUCGACCGACUUCUCUUCGACUCACAAUGGUCCCGCAUGACCAACAGAGAAAAACCUGAAGACUCGAACAGCCCGUCAAAGAGUUUUUCUUUCAGGCCUUCCUCCUCUGCAGGGCCUCAAUCCCCAACCAGCAGUGGCUUCCUACGCACUCAGCACUCUCGUGGACAUAGGUCUACCAUUUCUGUUGUGCCAGAGCGCAAUGGCUCUCCACCGACACGCCCAUCUAUGCCUCGGCUCGACUCGACCUUCGUUCCUUCCACCCAAUUCCGCCGUACAUCUACAUCAGCCUCACUUGCUGACACUCGCAAAGACAUCAAUGCUCCCGUUGAGAACACUGCAGAAGAGAUGGACUCGUGGUUAGAUUGUAUGUUUGGAAAAGCCCCGAUGAGGUACAAAGGCCCUGUCACAAAACUUCAUCAUGUUCAAAGACAACCGCCAGAUGACAAGCAAGACCUUCGUCCAAAGUCACCACGUGCUGGAUUCGGAUCUUACUCGGCAAAAGAGAGCUCUCCUCUCAGGCCUAGCUCUCAAAACUCGAUCAAGCGCAAGAAGGAUGCUUUACUCAUGUGCACAACCUUUGCGGUCAACAUACAUGACGAAGAUCUUCCUGAGCAAUUGCAACAGCCGACGUCUGUUCAUGGAGCACGGCAGUCUUGCACGCGAAAGAAGCGUUUCAGCACACCCAUGUUUGGUGUAGCCAUCCUCAUACCUCUCGCAAGAAGCGGCACGUCUUCAUCGCAGAGCUAUUUUCCGGAUCAGACCGAUCCUAUACAGACUAUCCUCGACGACUGGCAUAUAUAUGCUAGAGCUCUGGACGCUCUCAGAAUGACGGCUCUAAUCCACAUUCAGCAAAGACUUCGCGCAAAGGCCGAGGCUCUCGCACGCUCAAAGGUUGCUGUUUCACCUACUGUCCCUCGCUUGGUCAAGCUCGAGCCCAGUGCAUUCGAACACACUCCACAAGUCAUCGAGAUGUCGUCGGCGGUUGUGGACCGUAUAACGCGUGGCUACCAGGUGUUACAGGCCGGACCGCAACGUGACUGGAGCAUCUGGCGAGACGAGUUGCGUGACUAUACCCGUGUCUCGCAAGAUGCUGAUUCCAAGAGAGGCUUUUUCAACUUGCACAAAAUCAACUUCAUGCAAGCUGCCUUAACGGCAGCCUUGACCGUGGAUCUCGGCUGGCUCAACAUAUUUGCUCCUCCACAGCAUCACGCCCGUCUACGUGAAGAACGCCAGAAGACCCAAACAACCUUCGAUGCGGCUCAAAGUCGCACUGUGAUCGUGAGCAUCGACCAGAACAAGGCUCGGAAUUUAUUGUUCAUCUUUGCGAAGCUGUUCCCCUGUCCGGCGUCGGAAACACAAUUCCAAGGCAUCAGACGCUCCUCUAUGAGCAGUCUGACGUCUUCCAACAAAUCAGUCUCUGCACUGACGCAGGGUCUGAAGAGCGCAGAGAAUGCUCCGAACCAUGACCUGGCCAUUGACAGCGCUAAAGCUCAGACAAAUGGAGAUAGAGUAAAUGAGGCUCCUCGUACGCCGACCAUCUUCGAGCCUCUAGUCAGUGCCUCUCCUAGCACUUCGCCAGCUAAGGCACCGUCCGUGAACAACUCAGCAUCGUCCACGCGAAAAUCGAGUACCGUCAGUACUUCGGGUAAGAUCGAUAUAUUGGCCAAGGCGACCAUGGCCGUGCCAAUUAGUGCGCCAACUUCAAGCCUUAAUACACCCUCAGGCUCCCCAGAGACACGUCCCAGUAGUAGUCUGAACGCUCAGGGAGAUCUGAUGCGACACCUACAACGCGCAGGCAGUACGACCACGAGCAACGGCAGCACCGAUAAUACGAGCCUGUGGAACAGUUUCCGAAGCAGCACUUGGAGUCUCAGACCUCGUCGCGAAUCCUCGUUGACUGAGAGAAGUGAUAGCUUCGCCAGCAGCGGCCAGCGCGAGCAGCCUGCAAGUAUCUUGAAGACCAGUAAAAGCUUUGCCGCCCGUCAAAGUUCGAACAAGCUAGUGCGCAUGGUUGAAGAGGCCCAUGGUGUAGAAGAGUCCGACCAUAAUUCACACGCAUCAAGAAGAAAGAAGAAUACCUCACACGUAUCACCGAUCACCAUGGCACACAGGACCUCUGCUUUGCAAUUCGACCCACCAACCUCCGAAUAUGCUGGGAUUGCCUAUACUUACAACCAGGAUGAGGGCAUCGUCGAUGUUGACUUUCCAGGAUGUUCGACCUCCCCCAACACUACACGCAGUCUUUCGCCCAAAGUGUCGAGGUUCAAAGUUCCAGGCGGUAGGAAUCACUUCCCUCUCCACAAGGCUGUCGCACAAGAAAGUAGCGAAAACAAGAAACCCCAUGACGCGCAUGGGCUCGCUCGCUAUGACAGAAUCGCUGGAUAUCUCGGCAAAUUCCAUCCAGACUUUGCUUUGCAAGCUACCAGGCCUUACGCUGAGCUUGUCAGCGAGAUCAAAUGCGCGAUGCGGGCUGAGCCAUCGCCCAUGGUCGAGCCAUCAGAGAAUCUCAAAAUUUUCAGUCAAGAGACAUGGAUUGACGUCUGCUCUACUGUUAUAAUGGAUGCCGAGGCCAUGUCGGUCAAGAAAUUGACUCUUCGUAGACGUGUUCGGUACAAGUUGAUUGUGCCUGAUGAUUCGCCCAACCUGCCGAGACACGCCGCUUCUGGACAUGGACGAAGGCAGUCAACAUGCUCUUCUAAUGGCAGUGGAUCGGAUCAGGACAAUCAUAUCAAGGUCAUCAAAUCAGACGAUAUGGAUUCGAUCCAACGCACAUACAAACGAAACGACAACGGACAGAAGACCGGCUUCCGCGACAAGAGGAUUGUCAAGACUGACCUUCCCGAUGGAGAGAGUGGACUCAACAACCAUGUCGCAGGCCGUCAUUCGGUUGACUCUCUUGGAAACGUCCUGUCCAAAAACAUGGAUGGCACGGGAACUAGUUCCCCUGGUUCCCAAUCCUCGCGCACUAACGGAAGUCGAGCCGAUUCCCCUAUGAUGGUCAAAGAUCAAUCUGCGCUUCUCGACCACCGUCCAACCACCACCAUUGUCGUUGGCGAUGACUUAUCUGCGUUCAUCGAACACCGUAAGACCAACAGCUUCCCCGCUAAGGAAGCGACGGCGGUGGUGACAGCCACAAAGAGAGUGCCUAUUCACAACAAGGAAGGCAAAAUCAGUGGCUGGAAAGAAGUCUCUACCAACAAGCCUGAUGAACCCGGCGUGAAUGACUUGCCGACCAGCUUUGUUGAGAAGCGACGCGACAAAGCAGCAGCAGUCGUAGAAUGCCAGACUCUCGCGGAGAAAUUCGAUGAAGAGACGAUCAGCAAGCCUGAUCCUGCAGUUGUCACCCUCUUGCAACAAAUGCUCGCCACCAGUGAUACGCGUUCACGCGUUCACUCUCGAACCAACUCUGUGCACAGCCGUGCACCCAGUCGCUCUGGCUCAAUCAGCGGAUCAGGUCUUACUGAGCUACAAUAUGAGAGCAAGAAGAUCAUUGAAGAUGCGCUCGAGGGUCUUGUCAGUGCUGUGGCUUUGGAGAAGUAUACACCGAACAACGCUUCUUCUGGCGGGCUAUUCAGCUUUGCCAGAAGUGCAAUCUCCACGCCCGAACCCUCUGUUCUUCGGCAAAGUAUCUCGAAGUGGAUGUAUGGAGAUGCUUGA
This is a messenger RNA of Aureobasidium melanogenum CBS 110374, 3906 nucleotides long. RefSeq lists its product as uncharacterized. Lineage: Eukaryota; Fungi; Ascomycota; Dothideomycetes; Dothideales; Saccotheciaceae. The coding region runs from base 1 to 3906 and encodes 1301 amino acids. Gene Ontology annotation, cellular component: cytoplasm. Gene Ontology annotation, molecular function: protein-folding chaperone binding; ATPase inhibitor activity. The record is from RefSeq and is a predicted model, not a curated record. The transcript has a single exon.